AUGCUGGCGGAGUCCGCGAAACCCGCCGUGGCAGAAAGCGCGAUGAGAGCAAGUUGGGUGCAACGCCGCCUCUCAGAGAAAGUGGAGGGGACCGUGGAUUGGCAGAAGGACAAGUUGCUUCACUGGCUUUCCUGGCUACUGGAUGAUGUACUUGGACCUGAGCGCCUGGACGAGGCACUUCGGUGGGCUUGGAAGGGCCAAGAGAUGACCAUCCCAGGUCCGGCCCAGGCAUUGUUAACAAGCACUAUCCAGCAGCCAGACGCUGGCUUGAAGCUGAAGCUCGAGGUCUUCUUGGUGCAGGCUGUGGUUGACGGAGCCGAUGGCAUGUCGUCGUUCUCUCCGGUGCAAGCAGCCGGACCGGAGGACCUCAGCUUCGAGGUUGCUUGGGGCGCCGCCCUUGGGCUGGGUGUCGAAGUGAAAGUGAACAUGGAAGCGAUUGACUUGGCGACUGGACAGUCUCAGGGUUCAGUCGUGCAGGAGAUGAGUCUGCACCUCGGCCUCAUGCAACCUUCACUGGGCAUCACAGCUCAAGCGCUCGUCCUGGCAGACCAGUGGCCAGGCCGGCACACCUUGGCACAGCUGCUCCUGGAACCGAGAGCGUGUCUUACCAGCAUCUUCCAGUCUGCGCCCCAAGUCCAAACCCUCGAAGCGAAGUUCUCGACGCUUGCUGCUCCUUUGAGCUUCGAGGCCAAGACAACAGGUGCUUUGGAGGCAUCCAUAUCCUCGUUACUCAACCACGUCGUGGUGCUUUUCAACCAGGUUUACGAGCCUCUGUUGCCUGGGGCCAUCCAGCGGGCCGCCGGAUCAAAACUUCUGCUGUCCAAGUUGAAUGACGCCCUGAAAGCGCAGAUGAAACCUGGAGGUUGUAUUGAUCCCUCUAUGGCUUCUCAGAAGAUUCGCACUCAAGUGCCUCAGAACUACAGCAACUGGCCACCUCUCUUCGACACUGCGUUUCGGAGUCGGUUGAACAAUUUCAUUGAUGGCUUUCUCGCGCAGAACACGUCAGUUUUGGACCAGUGCUUCUCCGAUGUACCAAGCCUCAGGCUUCCAUUAGAUGCCGAGUUCACCAUAAAGCAGCUGAGUGCCGAGGGCACGGACCAGGUCAGCAACCUCCGAGUGCUGAUCCCCGAGACGCAGCCCAGUUUGCUGGGCAUGAGUGUUGCAGUGAAGUGCCCAGCGCCUGCAGCGGCAUGGCGGCCGAGUCUCGGCAUCAAUGGAUCUUUACUGGCUGGAGGCUUUCAAGGCAGUGGCCUGGCAAGUGUCGUGGUGCCAUGCGGAGCUGCCGGCGCAGAAAUUGAAGUUGUCCUUGACCUUUGGAGCCUCUUGGAUUUGCAGCUUCCGUCAAGCCCAGCUUGCCUUCUGGCGUCUACAUUUGCGAAGCUGGACGUCAAAGAAAUCAACGCGACAUGGGAUGGUGGCGGUGACUUCCAGGUGACGGCAAGCAACGGUUUGCCGCAGGAGCCUUUCAAGGAACUUUGCGAGAUGCACCCUCAAGUUUGCAGAUUGGCUGUGAAGUUCCGCCAGUACCUCGCAGGGAGACUGGGCACUGCCGGCGUGUUCCAGCACUUGCGCGAUUCAAUGCUUAAGCACUGCACUCAGACGGACUCGACCUUGCAGGCACAGCGGGGCGUGGACAGGGAUUCCGGUGGCUACUGGUAUGUCCCUGCCAGCAGCCUGUGGCUCUGGCUGAUCAGCGGGCUUGCAGUGCUGGCAUUGUCUCUGACAUACGGCUUCUGUGCCCAGUUUGGUGAACUCCGGCAUCCGGAUAGCUGUGUGGACUCUCGAAGAGCGCCAGUGCCCUUGGCAAGUGUUUGCUGGUUUGGUGUGCAAAGCUGGCCCGGCUUGCCCUGCUCGGGGAAGUCUGGCACUGUUGCAGUGAGCAUCCUCAUGUCUGCUGGCUUGGUGUCGAGGAUUCUUGCCUGCUUCUGUCUUCCGGUUGCUUCAAGCGGCAUUGAGAUCAUGCACGACAGCAGCAGCAUCUUUAAGGAUGAAACCCUCCUCCUGUUCACCUUCUUCGGCACCGGCGUUCAGUUUGGACUUGGUGGGUCGCUGUACUGCGAGUUCCUGUGGUUCUUUAUGUCGCUUGUGGCGUCCUUGGUUUGUCAUGCCAUCCUGGUCCUGGUGUGGAUGACUCCCUUUCUCGCGAAGCACCGAAGGCAGCUGCUCCUUGUGGCGGUGGUCCUGGGACGAUUUCCGCUCUCCGAGAUCGAGACCACCAGCAACACCAUUUUGAUCCUCAGCAAUCGAGUGUCACUCCCUUUGGGCCUUUCGCAGGCUCUCGGACUUAGCCUGCAAGCAGGGGCCUAUGUCUCCUGGUUCUCAUCCAUCAGCACGCUGCUGGCAAUCCUGAUGCUGCUGGCGCUGCUGCCACGGGAAGUGAAGGCAAGAGACUGGGCGGCAGGGAAGGCACCCGUCAAAGUGAUGGCGCUUCAAGGCAUGGCAGCUGCCAUCAUGACGGCAGGCAUCUGUGUGUGGUGGUUCUGUGACUAUUUAUAUGCUGAAACCGGUGGCAUCGCCGGAGCAUUAAUUGAUCCACCUUCCUACAGUGCCAGCCAGCUCGGCGCAUCAGAUAAAGCCUUACGGACGAUGAUUGUCCUCCUGGCUGUCGUCUGUCCACUGUGUCACGUCGUAGCUUUUUGCCUGGGUCUGUCGGGAAAGGCACCAGCUGCAGCAAGAAAGAUAGCUGGCUUGGCUGCUACAUUCUGUUUGCUGGACCUUUUCACGAUCGGCUACCUGAUCAGCUUCAUUGAAGGCGUCGGAGGCUUCGCCUCCUCAUCCAUUCACGGCCUGGCUCCAAAUAUAUGCGACCUGAGCCAGGAGAGCCUUGAUGAAGACUGCUUAACUAUUCGCACUCGAGUGCUCCCACUUGGCACUGCUGGCUUGGUAGUGGCGACGGCAGCUUGGGCCUCCAUGUGUAGCUUUCAGGUCUUAGGUGCUGGCCAAGACCUUCCAAGGGAAGAAGACCCCAGAGCUGUCACAGCUUAG
Molecule: messenger RNA, 2985 nt
Organism: Symbiodinium necroappetens
Lineage: Eukaryota; Dinophyceae; Suessiales; Symbiodiniaceae
Source: the annotation of a GenBank genome assembly